CUUUACGUCAUAUAGUAAAGAUGGCGACUUACUGAAGCGCUCCAUGCUCUAUUGUUGAUAUAUUCGAUAUGUUCUUAUUUUACUAGAUAAACUCAAACCGGAAUCGCAAAAGAUGUCAAGGUUAAUAGUGAAGAAUCUCCCAAAUGGGAUGAAGGAAGAACGUUUCCGCAAGAUGUUUGCGGAUUUUGGGACACUAACAGACUGUACAUUGAAAUUCACCAAAGAUGGUAAAUUUCGAAAAUUUGGAUUUGUGGGCUUCAAGACAGAGGAGGAUGCGAAUAAGGCUAUGAAACAUUUCAACAAGAGCUUUGUGGACACGUCUAAAGUUACUGUGGAAUUCUGCACAGAUAUCAGUGACCCAAACAAAGCCAGACCUUGGAGCAAACACACACGUCAGCCGUCGUCAACGAAAGUGACCGAAGAACAAAAAUCAUGUGAACAAGCAGAAAAACAUGAAAAGAAGCAAAAGAAGCCUUUGAAUGUUCUUGGAGAUCUUGAAAAAGACCAGAGCUUCCAGGAGUUUCUCGCUGUGCACCAGAAACGAACACAGGUGCCCACUUGGGCCAAUGACACCGUAGAAGCGACUUCUGUUGGAGGUGAAAAGAAGAAGAAGAAGAAGGAGGAGGAGGAGGAGAAAAAGAAGAAGAAGCAGAAGGCUACUGUUAGUGAUGAUUACCUAAACUUCGACUCUGAUGAAUCAGAGGAAUUUAGUGAUGCUGAGGAUGAUGAAGAUGCUGACGAAGAGGGCAAACAAGAUGCUGAUAAGGAAGCGCUGAAGAAAGAUCUGUCUGAUAUGGAUUAUCUUCGCUCCAAAAUUGUGGAGAGAUCAGACGUGGUGGAUGAGGAUGAAGAAGAAGGCGCAGACAGUGCUGAUGCUUCUGAUAAGAAUGAGGAGGAGCAGGAGGAGGAGCCCCCAGCCCAAAACACAGACAGUGCUUAUGAGAGUAGUGACAAGACAAGCAGCCAGAAAAGCACAAAACCAGCAGCUCAGAACACGUUUGAGCCGAGCACAGAUUUCGUGGUUAAGCUACGAGGUGCUCCAUUCAACGUCACAGAGCAACAAGUGAGAGAAUUUAUGGUGCCUUUGAAACCUGUUGCCAUCCGAUUUGGCAAAUACAAUGGAAGCAGAUCAGGUUACGUGUAUGUGGACCUGAGCACAGAAGAAGAGGUCGAGAGGGCCCUGCGCUUUAACAGAGACUACAUGGGGAAUCGCUAUAUUGAAGUGUUCAGAUUCAACAAAUUUAACAUGAAUGAAAAGUCUACGAAGAGAAGAGACAACGAAAGAAAUUUUGUUCCCGAGCUGAGGGAAGAUGAGGAAGAGGAAGACGUGGCAGAGUCGGGAAGACUUUAUGUCAGAAACCUACCCUACACAUGUACUGAAGAAGAACUGAAAGAAGUCUUCACCAGAUAUGGUCCUCUUUCUGAGGUGCUUUUCCCCAUAGACAAUCUGACUAAGAAGCCCAAGGGCUUUGCCUUUGUGACGUACAUGAUCCCAGAGAACGCAGUCUCAGCCUUGGCUCAACUGGAUGGCCACAUAUUCCAGGGGCGGCUUCUGCACAUCAUGGCUUCCAGACUGAGGAAGGAAAAGCCUAAUGAAGGGCCCGAUGCUCCAGGCAGCUCGUCGUAUAAGAGGCAGAAAGAUGCCAAAGACAAAGCCGCCAGUGGCAGCUCUCAUAACUGGAACACGCUGUUUUUGGGCACGAGUGCUGUUGCUGACGUCAUCGCUCAGAAAUACAACACAACCAAGAGCCAAGUGUUAGAUCAUGAGUCUAAAGGCAGUUUGGCUGUGAGGAUGGCCCUCGGAGAGACUCAGAUCGUACAAGAGACCAGACAGUUUCUCCUGGACAAUGGAGUGUCUCUGGACUCAUUCAGUCAGGCAUCAGGUCAGCGCAGUAACUCUGUGAUCCUGGUGAAGAACUUGCCCACAGGAGUGAAGGUCUCAGAGCUGGAGGCUCUGUUCUCGCCCCAUGGGUCUCUGGGAAGAGUUCUGCUGCCCCCAUCUGGCCUCACUGCAAUAGUGGAGUUCCUGGAGCCCACUGAAGCCAAAAGGGCCUUCAUGAAACUUGCAUACACCAAGUUCCAGCAUGUUCCGUUAUAUCUGGAGUGGGCUCCUGUAACGGUCUUUACAACUCCCAGAGCACCUAAACCAGAGCCCCAAACAAAAGAUGCAUCUGCUGAGAACAGUGACUUGGCUGAAAAGGAAGUAGAGGAGGAGGACGAGGAGGAUGAGGAGGAGGAGGAAGAGCAGGUUUUGCCCGGCUCGACUCUCUUUAUUAAAAACCUCAACUUUAACACAUCAGAGGAAACAUUGCGGGAGACGUUUUCUAAAUGUGGCGUGGUGAAAAGCUGCACGAUAUCAAAGAAGAGAGAUAAAGCAGGUAAAUUAUCAUCAAUGGGUUAUGGCUUUGUGCAGUACAAAACUCCAGAGGCGGCACAGAAAGCCAUGAGACAGCUGCAGCAUUGUAAAGUAGAUGAGCACCAGCUUGAGCUGAAAAUAACAGAAAGAGAAGUCAAGUCAGGUGUGGCACAAACCAAAAGGAAAAAGCAAACCACCAGGAAACAGACAACCUCGAAGAUCCUGGUGAGAAACAUCCCCUUCCAGGCCAAGGUCAAAGAACUGCGAGAACUCUUCUGCACGUUUGGAGAACUGAAGACAGUCCGCCUGCCAAAGAAAGGGAUCGGUGGAGGCCACCGUGGUUUUGGCUUCAUUGACUUCCUCACUAAACAGGAUGCCAAGAAAGCGUUCAAAGCGCUGUGUCACAGUACCCAUCUUUACGGCAGGAGGCUGGUGUUGGAGUGGGCGGAUGCAGAGGAGACUGUGGACGACCUGCGACGGAAAACCGCACAACACUUUCAUGAUGCUCCUAAGAAGCGGAAGAAGGCGGAGGUGUUAGAGGGAAUCAUGGAGCAGAUGGAGGUCGGGGAGGAAGACGGGGAGUGAAUAGCAGCCGUCAGUCACCUCCAGCGUCAAUAAGAGAAUAAAUCAUCCAGUGGAACUCCAUUUAUCUCUAUUAUGACUCCGUCUUAAACAGCUGCUUCACGGUCUCUUCAGGAAUUCUUCCUUUUGGCCCCAGAUGCUCCCAAUUAGCUUUUUAUUAUAUGCUCAUACAUCAUCUCUGUUAUUGCUGUCAAUGUAUUAAACACAGCGUCUCCCCGCAGACCGACUCUGGCUGAAGGUGAACUCGACGACGGAGUCCUUUUGAAAAGAUGCCCAAAGGCCACGUUUGCUUUAGCUGUUUUUAAUCGUCAAGCAGGGCAGAGACCUUUCAUACUCUGUUGUAACACGGGCUGACAUUGAAAAAUCACAGUAGCGAUUGACCAAAAUAUAGACUGGAAAUGUUUCCUUUAACAUCAUUUUAUGGCAGAAUGUUUAUUGUAGUCUGUUCCUAAACUAAUUUUUUUUUUUUUUCCCAGUGUCUUUCAAAUCGAACACUGGGCAAUGUUGUAUUCAAGAAAUGACACGCGUUUUCAUAUUUUUGGGAUCAUACUGUAUUUAUUUAUGUGACAAUAAAUAAUCGUGUCUGGAAA
Molecule: messenger RNA, 3528 nt
Organism: Puntigrus tetrazona (Sumatra barb)
Lineage: Eukaryota; Metazoa; Chordata; Actinopteri; Cypriniformes; Cyprinidae
Gene: rbm19
Product: RNA binding motif protein 19
Exons: 24
Coding region: 113-2941 (942 amino acids)
Molecular function (GO): RNA binding
Source: RefSeq, a predicted model, not a curated record